AUGGCCAUACCACCAGGCUUCGUCUACAUCGGACACAGGCUACCUCAGCUGCUGGCUGGGCCAUUAACUGCAUACUUUCUCAUUGUACUCCUCGGCCGGGAAAUUUCCACCACCUUGACGAUCACUUCGGUGCUGCUCAGCGGGCCGCUCCUGUUCACAAUCCUCCUCACGUACGACGACAUCAAGAACUACAUCGCUGCAUGCUCUAGUGGUGCCCAGUUACCACCACACAUCCGCGACUACAGCCUCGGAGGUAUAUGGACAAUUUACAAGGAUAUUCAGGCAGAGAAAUCAGGCUACAUAGCCGAUGGCAUUGAGGAGACUGUGGAAUAUUGUGGAGGAUAUGUGUUCAAUGUGCGGCUGCUGUUCCAGAACAGAAUGAUAACACUUGAACCCGAACACCUGAAGACUAUCCUCGCGUCCGGCUUCGAGAAAUUUGAGAAGGGGUUAGAAUUCCGUGAAGUGUUCAACUCUCUCCUUGGAUCUGGUGUUUUUGCUGCGGAUGGGGAUCUGUGGAAAUUCCACCGGUCAAUGACACGCCCAUUCUUCACGAAGGACCGGAUUAGCGACUUUGACAACUUCGAGCACCACGCAGAGGACGCAAUCUGCCAGCUCAAGUUGCGGCUGCGGGAAGGAUACCCGGUUGACAUCCAGGACAUGGCUGCCAGGUUCACGCUCGACUCUGCCACGGAGUUCCUCUUUGGGAACGACGUCCGUUCGCUUGCCUCGCGCAUACCGUACCCCGCAAGCUCAGCUCGAGCGAGCCCAUUCCUCUCGGACUCGGAAGAAUCAAUUGAGCUGGACCCGGCGGCGCGUUUCGCGAAGGCAUUUUCUGAGGCGCAGACCGUCUCUCUGUCACGAGCCCGUCUCGGCCUGCAUUGGCCAUUGGCUGAGUUCUGGACAGAUAGAAUUGUUGCGCCGAUGAGGGUUGUGCAUGACAUGAUUGACCCAAUCGUCGCCGAGGCCAUCGAGAGGAAGCAUGCCAAUGCGGAGAAGAAGGCUGGUCACGAAGGGAAUACUCUGCUCGAAGAGCUGGUUAAUUCGACAGAAGACCCCAUCCUUCUCAGAGACGAAAUCAUGUCCCUGCUUGUUGCCGGACGGGAUACUACCGCAAGCACUCUGACAUUUGUGGUAUACAUGCUUUCCGAAUACCCUGAAGUUCUUCGUCGAUUGCGAGAAGAAGUGUUAAGUAAAGUCGGGCCCAACAAACGACCGACUUACGACGACAUUCGAGAGAUGAAGUACCUGCGAGCUGUCAUAAAUGAAACUCUGAGGCUCUAUCCAGUCGUACCGUUUAACGUUAGAAUGUCCAAGCAGGCGACGACCUGGCCGCCGGUCAAACCAGGAGGGAAACCUUUCUACAUCCCUGCCAAUACAAGGGUUGCAUAUAGCGUUAUGGCAAUGCAGCGUCGGAAGGAUCUGUGGGGCCCGGAUGCUCUCGAAUUUGACCCAGAUCGGUUCCUUGACAACCGCCUACAGAAAUAUCUGACGCGCAAUCCAUUCAUUUUCCUCCCGUUCAACGCAGGACCGCGCAUCUGCCUCGGCCAACAGUUCGCCUACAACGAAGCAUCCUUCUUCCUUAUCCGAUUCCUGCAGAAUUUUUCGUCUAUCACUUUGGCCAUGGACGCACAGCCUCCGGAGUCGCAUGCACCAAAGCACUGGGCAAGCGAGGAGGGGAGGAAAGGCAAGGAGAAGGUGAAACGUCAAGCCCACUUGACAAUAUACAUGCAGGGUGGGUUGUGGGUUAGAAUGGAUGAGGCGGACGAAAGCAAGUCAUAA
Molecule: messenger RNA, 1779 nt
Organism: Cyclocybe aegerita
Lineage: Eukaryota; Fungi; Basidiomycota; Agaricomycetes; Agaricales; Hemipholiotaceae
Source: the annotation of a GenBank genome assembly